Messenger RNA from Drosophila rhopaloa, 459 nucleotides. RefSeq lists its product as uncharacterized. NCBI's taxonomy places the organism in Eukaryota, Metazoa, Arthropoda, Insecta, Diptera, Drosophilidae. The record is from RefSeq and is a predicted model, not a curated record. Bases 97 to 345 code for a protein of 82 amino acids. The transcript is spliced from 2 exons.
CAAGCAUUGAAAAACAAAUUAAAGUCUUGUUACUACGAACAAAGCACCGGAAAGUAUUCAAAAUAAUUAUAUAUUAUUAUUUAAUAAAAUUCAGCAAUGGCCGAUGGAUUAAAUUUUACCAUGGGUCCAUUUCCCCCAGAUGCUAUAGAAUAUGCAAGUACCAUUACAGAGAGCUCUUCGGAAAUCGCUAUUCCAAGUGUCUUGAUAUCGAGUAUUAUGCUCUUGGGACAAAUAAUAUGGUUUAGACUGAACUCUAGGCUGGAAACUCUGGAGAAAGGUGAUUUGGAACCAAAAUCGAGGUGGGCAGCUGUUGUGAAAGGCAAUAUUAAACCAAAUUCUGUUUAAAUUGUCCAAGUUCUGAAGGACAAGUAAAUUAACGAGAAAAGCAGCAAAUUUAAUUAAAUUGAUUGGUGUAUUUCUCUAUUAAAUCUCAUCAAACUUGUAUUUAUCAAAAAGUUA